CCGAGGAAAGAGACUGAGAGAGCGAGAGAAUGGCUCGGAUAGUCUCUGUUUCAAUUCAUACCGUUCCUACCAUUUUGGACUAAAUCAAACCUUGUCGCAGGCAGUCCUCGCGUUUACUUUCUCAAAUCGGGCGAUGAACAGUCUAAAUGAAGGGUGAAUGCCAAACUAGAGAGAAAAAUACAAUCAAAAUGACAGUGGAUUUUGAAGAGUGUGUGAAAGAUUCCCCUCGUUUCAGGGCGACAAUUGAGGAGGUGGAGACAGAUGUCGUGGAAAUCGAGGCCAAGCUGGACAAGCUGGUGAAGCUGUGCAGUGGGAUGAUCGAAGCAGGGAGAGCGUACACCACGGCCAACAAACACUUCGUCAAUGGCAUCCGAGACCUUUCCCAGCAGUGCAGAAAAGAUGAGAUGAUAUCGGAGUGCCUCCAGAAGUUUGGAGAAAGCUUACAGGAAAUGAUUAACUACCACAUGAUUCUCUGCGAUCAAGCCCAGAGGUCUGUCAGGAUGCAGCUGCAUAACUUUGUGAAAGAAGAUGUUCGGAAGUUCAAGGAGACCAAGAAACAUUUUGAUAAAGUCAGGGAGGACAUGGAUCUGGCGUUGAUCAAGAAUGCUCAGGCCACCCGGAACAAAACCCAUGAGGUGGAGGAGGCGACGGGGACACUGACCAUGACACGGAAAUGCUUCAGGCACCUGGCACUCGAUUAUGUCCUUCAGAUUAAUGUCCUUCAGGCAAAGAAAAAAUUUGAAAUAUUAGAUGCGAUGCUGUCGUUCAUGCAUGCCCAGUACACUUUCUUCCAGCAAGGCUAUGACCUGCUUAAAGAGUUGGACCCCUACAUGAAAAAAUUGGCCACAGAGCUGGAUCAGCUUGUGAUUGACUCAGCGGUAGAGAAAAGGGAAAUGGAGCAUAAGCAUGCAAUGAUCCAGCAGCGGACUCUGUUACAGGACUUUUCGUAUGAUGAUUCCAAAGUUGAAUUCAACAUUGAUGCACCCAAUGGCGUCGUGAUGGAAGGUUAUCUGUUCAAGAGAGCAAGUAAUGCAUUUAAGACAUGGAACAGGAGGUGGUUUUCAAUACAAAACAGUCAGCUGGUGUAUCAGAAGAAGAUGAAGGACGCACUAACGGUUGUGGUCGAUGAUUUGCGGCUUUGUUCCGUCAAGCCCUGCGAGGAUAUCGAGAGGCGAUUUUGCUUUGAAGUUGUUUCACCAAAUAAGAGCUGUAUGCUGCAGGCAGACUCCGAAAAGUUACGACUGGCCUGGAUUCAGGCUGUGCAGGCCAGCAUUGCCACUGCAUACAGAGAAAGCCCGGACAAUAACUAUAUCAAUAGACUGGACAGAACUGCAUCUCCGUCGACGAGCAGCAUCGACUCUGCCAGCGACUCGCGGGACCGCAGUGUGAAAGGCGAGAGCAUCCUGCAGCGGGUUCAGGGCAUCGCGGGCAACGACCAGUGCUGUGACUGCGGCCAGGCCGAUCCCAGGUGGGCCAGCAUCAACCUCGGAAUAACACUGUGCAUCGAGUGCUCUGGAAUUCACCGGAGUCUUGGAGUUCAGUGUUCCAAGGUUCGAUCUCUCACAUUGGACUCCUGGGAGCCAGAAUUACUGAAGUUGAUGUGUGAACUUGGAAACAACACAAUUAACCAUAUUUACGAGGGCAGAUGUGGGGAGCAUGGACUGAAGAAACCACAGCCAACCAGCACAAGGCAGCAGAAGGAAGCCUGGAUCAAAGCCAAAUACGUGGAGAAGAAAUUCCUUAAAAAGCUGCCAAAUGCCGAAGCACUUACGGAUACCGAAAGGAAACCGCGGCGAUGGAGCGUCAAGAAGUGCCGACGACACAACAGCUCCACUAAAGCACCGACGGCCCGGCGGAGGUACCGGCAGGAUACCGGUAACGUGUCGCCGGCAACAUUUGCAGCCGCAGCGGCCCUGGAGAGAAAAUUUCGAAGAGAUUCGCUGUUCUGCCCUGAUGAGCUUGACUCACUCUUUUCUUACUUCGACACAACAGCAGGACCUCGCAGUCUGAGCAGCGACAGUGGACUCGGCGGGAGCACUGAUGGCAGCACCGACAUCCUGGUCUUCGGCACAGUUGUGGACAGUGUCACUGAAGAAGUGAGUGAAGUUUCGGAGGAAUCGAGUGGCGAGGCAGAGAUUGAGCCAGAAGCUUCCGACUCUGAAGAUCUCCGAGAACUACACCCUGGGAUCCUGGUGUACAAGGCAGCUCAGGCCCGCAAUCUGGCAGUCAUGGCCGAGGCACUGGCACACGGGGCUGACGUCAACUGGGUCAACGAUGAAGAUGAAAAUAAAACCCCGCUGAUCCAAGCAGUCAUUGGGGGUUCACUUGUCGCUUGUGAAUUUCUACUGCAGAAUGGUGCUGAUGUAAAUCAAAAAGACAUCCAUGAGCGUGGCCCGAUUCACCAUGCUACCUACCUGGGACACACUGGCCAGGUAUGUCUCUUUCUCAAGCGAGGAGCCAAUCAGAACGCAGUGGAUGAUGACGGGCAGGAUCCACUCAGCAUUGCUGUUCAAGCUGCCAAUGCUGACAUAGUGACACUGCUGCGAUUAGCGAGGAUGAAUGAGGAGAUGCGGGAGACGGAAGGCCCGUUUGGCCAGCCAGGUCAAUAUCCUAGCAGCAGUCCCACUGAGCUUCAGUACAGGAAAUGCAUACAGGAGUUUAUCAGUCUUAAGAUAGACGAAUGCUAGGAAAACAGCCCUGACUGGGUGAUGUAACUGGGCCUCUUUCUUGACUGUGUUUUCUCAUGGGUGGUGUUUAGGGGCGGUGGGCUAUUUCUUCCAUGACUGUGUUGGUGAAAGAGGAAAAGGAAGAGCACUUAGGUUUUGUGUUGUGUGAACAGACAUCUGGCCUUCACAAUUUUUCAGUUUUACUGUGACCACUCUAAAGCAUGGAAUUUCAUAAUUCAGAAACAUUACACACCAUUAUUAAGGGUUAGUAGUGGAGCAUUCUUCAUCUUAGUUGGUGAACUCCUUCCCUUGCACAGCACUGGCGCACAAAACUAGCAGGGUGUGGAGUCUUUACUGAAGUGUCUCACGUCAGUCUAUGGGAGUGAACCAGACUCACGUCCCCAUCUCUGGCCUCAGAGUACUGGUUUCCCAUUCCUGAUAGCAACCUAGUGACUCCAGUAGGAUGUGUUGUAGACUUAGGUACAGGAAGGGGCUUGGCAGUGAUUUCUAUGCCAGUCAGUUUGCCAGUGGCCACUGUCUCAGUGAUGCAUGAGCAUUGGAGAGUUGCUGGCUGCUGUGUAACUGUACACCAAGAGUCAGUGAUGUCCACAGUGGAGGGAGAGAAGGGAAGGAAGCUGCAACUGGGGUUUUGAGUUUAUGAAACAGCCUUCAAAUAAGAAUUGAAAGCCUUUGUCUCCAGUUAAAUGUGAAAACGAGUUCCUGUGGACUAUGGACUUGAAAUAUUGGUCUAUAGCUCUCAUGAAAUAGUUAACUUAUGUUUAUUAUUAAAAAUUGAUCACCUCCAAGGACUUGGUUUAGUUUUAAAAGACACCCACUUUAAAUAUAGUUUAUCUUGGUUCUCUUUGGUAAAAUCCUGGGCAGGAUCGUCCCCACCCUUUGCGGGUCUGACAUGUUACUAAUCUUACCCAGGACUAGUGGCCUUGCCAUCUGCAUUGUUGGCAUCGGAGUAUCCCAUGGAAGACACCGAUGUGUGUGGGUUUCCUUUGGCUCCUUUGAGCUGGAGAUGGUCAUCACAAGUUCUAUGGGUACAUCCCUAUGUUUGUAGGUCUCCAAGCUGAGAGAAGGAGUAAGACUCGGAAAACAUUACAGAGAAAUGAUGAUUUUUGUUUCAAAAAGCAUAGGUUUAUUUGAGAUUCUUUGUUUCAAAGGGAGGUUGUUCACAUGUCACCAAAUAAAGUUGAGCAAAACCUUCUCUGCUUUCACCAGCAAUGUCUUGUCAAUGUACAGGCCUAAUUACUUGUGACACUGUCUGCUGGGUUUACAUGAGAAACCUGGAACACAGUGCUCUGACUUGGUUGCAAUGGUGCUGCAGGAUUUGUUGCCUUGGUUAGAGGGAAUAUCCAUUCAGGCACAUUAGAAAGAUUUAGCAGUAAAAGUGUGCUAAGCACAACGUUGUCUCACAGGACUCACUUUAAGUAACAUCAGCAGUUUAUGAAUAGCCAUUUUAACUGCCCAUUGAAUUAUUAUUAAAUAACUUGAAGAAACUAAAUAUUACUUUAUAUGAUAUUCAUCUUUUCUACAGUAAUAUGUAUUUGUGGAAAUGCAAAGGAAUAGGGAGGUGUUGAGCCAUUUGAACUUUAAUCAUUCAAACACUGCUUUACUGAGAUGCUGCAUCUAGUAACCAGAACCUGAGCAGUUCUGAAGGAACUUGAUGGUUGUCUGCAAUUGGGUUCCAUGGUGACACUGACCUUAUCUUUUAAUCUUGAUGGUAAUUAUUAUUGACAGACCAGGUGACCUUCAGUAAAAGAAUAGGAUUGAUUCUGGCUUUGUGCCUGUACAGUAGGUGGUGUGUGUGGAUGAUAUGUAUUGCUUGGUUUUCUUUAAAAAGCUGGUUACAAGUCUCUUUCAAGAAACAAAAGUCACACUUUUUGGGGGGUGGGGAAGUUGUGUAAAUAUUUAAAAUUUUGUUCUGGUUGGGACAAUUUAUUUAAAAUGAAAUAGAAUAUGAAUUAGAUUAUAUGUAUAAAGCAACUUGGUGCACUUUUCCUACCUUACAGUAUUGUUUUCUGUUACACUUUGUGAAUUCUCUCAACAGUGGAAGUGUUGUUUUAAGUGUUUAUUUAUAUGAAUUGCCCAGAGGAAUAGUGCAAUGAAAAAGAAACCAAUACAGGUAACUGUGUUUAUUGUUGAUGUGUUUUUCUUUUGUAACACCAUAGAGUGUAUUUUUUUAAAUUGACACACUUUGUUUUGUAUUGGCACAGUACAGACAUAAAAUGUCUGAGCUUUUAUUUAGAGCGAUGCACCGGUGCAGAUUUCUAUUGCGUUGUUUAGCAUAGAUCAUCAGAGCACACAGCAAGUUCUCAAAAGGUCAAUUUUAUUACGUUUUGUGAAAGCUGCUUGAUUUGCCACAAAGCCUCAGCCUCCUGGAUAACAACAGGUACAAUUUUAACAAAAGAAAAAGCAAAAAAUAUCUACAAUUUGAAAGUCUUUCUUGUACUUUUGUGUAUGGAACACUUUUUAAAUUGGUUUGUCAUAUCUGACAUCUCCAAAUAAACGCUGUGCAUAGCAUUGUUUCAUACUCUAAUGUGAGAGGCUUACAAGUUGGUAAAAUGUGUCUUUGGGCAGAAAGGAACAAAAUAAAACUCCUUUCCCCACCCCACCUCCUCCCAGAACUCAGUGGGCUUGCUAUUUCUCUAUUCAGCAGUGUAAGAAUACCCAGAGCUUUCUCACACUACUGCCGUCCACAGGGAGAGAAGCAAGUAGAAUGGCUCGGUAAGCCCAGCAUAAACAGGAAAGUGAAUGAACAUUAACCACACACCCUUCACCUCCCUAUCACCUCAAACAAGAGUUCACAGAGGGGGACUCCCAGCUUACUGCACUGUAGUGCAGCAUGUUCAGCUGUAUCUUUUCCCAGGAAACUUGAAGAUUCAGAAGUGAACUUCCACAGGUAUUGAUCCUGAUUGAGGAAUUCCCAGUGGCCAGGCCUACUUUAUGAUAAGAUAUUUAUUUAUUAGUAACAUGUACAUCGACACAGUGAAAUGCAUCUUUUUGCAUUACUGAGAAUGUGCUGGGGGCAGCCCGCAAGUGUCACCACUCUUCCAGCACCAACAUAGCAUUCCCACAGCUCCUAAACUGUACAUCUUUGGAAUGUGGGAGGAAACCAGAGCACCCGGAGGAAACCUAUGCAGACACGGGGAGAAUGUACAAACUCCUUACAGACAGCAGCAGGAAUUGUACCCGGGUCGCUGGUGCUGUAAUAGUGUCAUGCUAACUGCUACACUAUCAUGCUGCCCCAAUAUUGGUGAGAAUGGCCUCCUCUUCGACUCUUGGAUAUUUGUCUCCUCCAACUGAAACAGGAUUGGACAAAAGGCUCCUCUCUUCUGCUAUGCCAUUUCAAUAUCCUUGUCCUGUGUCCACUUUCCUAUCUGAUCUCCAAAGCCUUGACACCCUCAGUGUCUACAUCAAUUUCAUCCUUGAAGAUAUGAUAAGGCCACUUGCCACCUCACACCUGCAUAUGGCCAAUCUUACACCUCGGGGCCACUCUCCUGCACCAACUCCGUCUCUCUUCCUGGGGCAAACUCACUGCUUCACCAGCUAUUUUGAUGUUUUAAUUCUGUCCCUGUUGUAUUGUCAUCUUACAUCAGCCUUGAGAGAUAAGAUCCAAAUAGUGUGGUCAAAAGUAAAGCCAGCUUGUUUAUAAUGCAUGGGUAUAUAAUCUGUUGCCUGUGCAGCCACUGCCCAAGUAGUUUAAUAUCUUUUGCAUCGUUUCUCUACAUGAAAUGAAGGAAACAAUUCAAACCAUUCUCAUAAGAUCACCCUUAACCUCACUAGUUAACACAGAUUAGUCAUUAUCUGGGGAAGGGAUGGAAUUGUCCAUGUCAGGGUUAACUCUGAUAGUUACCUGCAGGACUACAGUCACCAGUGAGCCAGACUAUCUCCCACACCUCACCCUUGAGCUCAGUGCAGAUUGGAGCCCCAAUCCCAAGCCCUUUACAUUUGCUCCAAUUCAUUCUUCAUUCAAUCAAGCUCCCCCAACCUCCUAUCCCAACACUGAGGGAGGCAACCCUGCAUGUUACCAGGUUCUGUGGCUGCCCACCUGGGACCAUUGCAGCAUGUAGUUCUUGCAGUGCUGCAACCAAUGGAGGAGAGUCCAUACUACAAAUGUUCCAUGUGGGUCAGGCCUGGGCAACUCUGCAAACCACCCACCC
Molecule: messenger RNA, 6835 nt
Organism: Pristis pectinata (smalltooth sawfish)
Lineage: Eukaryota; Metazoa; Chordata; Chondrichthyes; Rhinopristiformes; Pristidae
Gene: acap3b
Product: ArfGAP with coiled-coil, ankyrin repeat and PH domains 3b
Exons: 24
Coding region: 147-2687 (846 amino acids)
Cellular component (GO): cytoplasm
Molecular function (GO): GTPase activator activity; protein binding
Source: RefSeq, a predicted model, not a curated record